AUGAAGGUACAUAUGCACACAAAAUUUUGCCUCAUUUGUUUGCUGACAUUUAUUUUCCAUCAUUGCAACCAUUGCCAUGAAGAGCAUGAACAUGGCCCUGAAGAGCAUCGUGGAAUGUCAGAAUUGGAGCCAAGCAAAUUUUCAGUGCUGGAUGCUAAAAACGAGAAAAAAUAUUAUAUUGAAAAACUUUUUGACCGUUAUGGUGAAAAUGGAAGAUUAUCCUUUUUUGGUCUGGAGAAACUUUUAACAAACUUGGGCCUUGGAGAGAUAAAAGUAGUCGAGAUUAAUCAUGAGGAUCUUGGCCACGAUCAUGUUUCUCACUUAGAUAUUUUGGCAGUUCAAGAGGGAAAGCAUUUUCACUCACACAACCACCAGCAUUCCCAUAAUCAUUUAAAUUCAGAGAAUCAGACUGUGACCAGUGUAUCAACAAAAAGAAACCAUAAGUGUGAUCCAGAGAAAGAGACAAUUGAAGUAUCUGUAAAAUCUGGUGAUAAACGUAUUCAUGACCGUAAUCAUCACUUACAUAAUCAUCAUUUGCAUCAUCACCUUGAUCAUAAUGCUACUCGUCAUUUUCAUAAUGAUUCUAUUACUCAGAGUGACCGUGGGGAGUCUAGCCAUGAACCAUCAACAAAGACCAAUACUACACAGGAACAAGCUGAAAUUAAGCCACCAAAACAAAAUAAGAAAAGAAAAGAGAAGAAAAAUAAUGUAAAUUUUGAGGUUAUUACACCAGGUUUUCCCCCUAACCAUGGUCGGGGUGAACAUAAUCGGGUCCACAAGCUUGAUCAUGUACAUAACCAAGGUCGUUCUCAUGUACAUCUUCCAGAACAUAAUGGUCACGGUCCUGGUCAUGGACACCAAGAUCUCAAAUCUGAUAAUGAAGGUGAACUUCGACAUAUUAGAAAGCGAGAAGCACCGCAUGUUAAAAAAAGUGCAAUUUAUUCAGCUGCUGGUCACAAAGAUCAUAAUGAAGAUGACCGUCAGCAUGAUGAGUGUUUGAACGUCACUCAGUUGUUAAGAUACUAUGGUCAUGGUGGCAACUCUCCAAUCUCACCUGAUCUAUUUACAUACAUUUGCCCUGCGUUGUUAUAUCAAAUUGACAGCAGAGUUUGUAUUGAGCAUUUUGACAAACUUUUAGUUGAAGAUUUAAAUAAGGAUAAAAAUCUGGUUCCUGAAGAUAAGGCAAAUAUAGGUGCAUCAGCAUGGAUUUGUGGUAUCAUUUCUAUCACUGUCAUUAGCCUGCUUUCCUUGCUAGGCGUGAUCUUGGUUCCUAUCAUUAACCAAGGAUGCUUCAAAUUCCUUCUCACAUUCCUUGUUGCACUAGCUGUAGGAACAAUGAGUGGAGAUGCCCUUCUUCAUCUACUGCCCCAUUCUCAGGGUGGGCAUGAUCACAGUCAUCAACAUGCACAUGGACAUGGACAUGGACAUUCUCACGGACAUGAGUCAAAGAAGUUUUUGGAAGAAUAUGAUGCUGUAUUGAAAGGACUUGUUGCUCUUGGAGGCAUUUAUUUGCUAUUUAUCAUUGAACACUGCAUUAGAAUGUUUAAGCACUACAAACAACAAAGAGGAAAGCAGAAAUGGUUUAUGAAGCAGAGCACAGAAGAAUCAACUAUUGGAAGGAAGCUUUCAGACCAUAAGUUAAAUAAUACACCAGAUGCUGACUGGCUUCAGCUCAAGCCCCUUGCCGGAACUGAUGACUCGGUUGUUUCUGAAGAUCGGCUUAAUGAAACUGAACUGACAGAUUUAGAAGGCCAACAAGAAUCCCCUCCUAAAAAUUACCUUUGUGUAGAAGAAGAGAAAAUCAUGGAUCAUUCUCACAGUGAUGGGUUACAUACCAUUCAUGAGCAUGAUCUCCAUGCUACUGCACAUAACCACCAUGAAGAGAGUAAAACUGUGCUGAGGAAACAUAAUCAUCAGUGGCACCACAAACAUUCUCAUCAUUCACAUGGUCCUUGUCAUUCUGGAUCAGAUCUGAAACAAACAGGAAUAGCAAAUAUAGCUUGGAUGGUAAUCAUGGGGGAUGGCAUCCACAACUUUAGUGAUGGAUUAGCGAUUGGAGCAGCUUUCAGUGCUGGAUUGACUGGAGGAAUAAGUACUUCUAUAGCGGUAUUCUGUCACGAGCUGCCACAUGAAUUAGGUGAUUUUGCAGUUCUUCUUAAAGCAGGCAUGACUGUCAAGCAAGCAAUUGUGUACAACCUUCUCUCUGCCAUGAUGGCUUACAUAGGCAUGCUGAUAGGCACAGCUGUUGGUCAGUAUGCCAAUAACAUCACACUCUGGAUCUUUGCAAUCACUGCAGGCAUGUUUCUCUACGUAGCAUUGGUGGAUAUGCUUCCAGAAAUGUUGCAUGGUGAUGGUGACAAUGAGGAACAUGGUUUUUGUCCAGUGGGGCAGUUCAUUCUUCAGAACUUGGGAUUGCUUCUUGGGUUUGCCAUCAUGCUGGUGAUUGCCCUCUAUGAAGACAAAAUUGUGCUUGACAUCCAGUUUUGACCAUUCCUAGUAAUCACUGUUGAUUAUGAGAAUGUCACCAUGCAGCUUUGCAUCUGCAUGUGUUCCUUGUACUGUAUGCACAUUGCUCAAAGAAAAAUCAGUGGCUUGCACUACUUACAAGUUCCAUAGAUUUGAGCCUAACCACAAAAGACUGGUGCUCAGUACUGUUUUCCCUGAGUGAAGAGGUCUUUUAAAAAUACAAAGCUUGUGAUAAAGCAAGGAGAAAAUGGGACUCCUUGAACCAAUGUUGAUGUAGGUUUGAUUAAGACUUUUUAAAAAAUAAUCAUAUAAAACACUAAAGUAGUCUUCUUUACUAGUAGAAACUUCUGUGGCUAUGCAGAAAUAGAAAUUGAACCAAAAAUCAUUUAAACUUUUAAAAUAUUUUAAAUGGACUUUGGGCAGACAUUUUUGUUUGUGCUAAGAAUGAACUGUGGUGCCCUUUAAUUCAGCUACAUAUAUAUCUAUGGUAAUAGGGAUCAACUUGACACAAGUUAGAAACAGCAUAAAGUAGACUAUAGGAACUAGGGGGAAAGCUCAGGCUGCAGUAGAGUAUGGAUUUAGCAUUGGGAAAAAGAAGCCCUAUUCUUAAAUCUAGAGUUACUAUUUUUGUACAUAUUUGCAUAGUGUUUAAACUUGCAGCCUAAACUACUGAAAAUUGUGAUUGUAUGUUGGUAUGUGCUUCAGUUUAAUGAAACAUUCAUAAUGGUUCUUUGUAUUAAUAUUAUACUCGGUGUUUGGGAUUUUUUUUUUAACUUUAAUUUUGUUUUUGUUUUGGAUUCGGGAGGGGAGGGUUGGAGCAUGUGGUAAAACUUUUUUUUUUUCCCUUAAAAGCAUAACCCUCUAGAAAAUAUAAGAGAAAUAAUGAACCCAAACAAGAUCUAAUACCCAGUUUUUCAACUUGAACAGUACUAACUAGUUAGUUGACUGGGACAUUUAAGUUCUGAAUGUAUGCAUUGCUUUACCAGUAUGGCACUGGAACCAAAGGCACAUGCUAAGGCUGACAGGUUGUAAAGCAGAAAAAUCCAAGUUUUUCAUGUCCAUAAUCUGUACAUGAAGUGGCAAUUAAAUAGUUACAAGGAUAAACUCCAUUGGUACCAUGGUUAUCAUGGUACUAGGUGACUUGGAAGAUACCCUUAAAUAACUAGGCUGAAAUCACUUAAUCAUUUUGUGCCAAGAUAUCUGUUGGUACCUGAUAGAGAUUAGUCUCUUUUUUAGGUGCCCUGUUCUACCAUAAUUGUGAAUGAUUUGUGAGAAGUGCAAGCCAUGUUUAUCCUGAAUUUUGACCUAAUAAUUUGUAGCACUAGUCAUAUGCAUGUAGCUUUCUGUUUAUAUAUUAUGCCACAUGGUCUUCAUUUAUGCCAGAUAAACCUGUAUUUGAACUAUGUGCAGCCAGCUUUGAUUUAGUCUGCUUGGCAACCAGUGUAAAACUGCUUUUAAAAAUCUUGUUGUUCAAAUAUUUAAGAGCCAAACCUUUUCCAUUCCAUUUAGUCCUCCUUCUCUCCCAGUUCCUUUCCUCUUACUGCACAAACUUCAAGACAAAAAAACAAAACUUCAAGAGCAGCACAUUUAUCCAGGUAGUAACAGAUUAUUGCCAGUGUUUCUUCUUUAAUGCUGUAAGCAAGGGAGCUUUGGUGUUAUUUCCUUAAUUUAUGCUUAAACUUGAAAAAAUUAUUUCUGGCUUUCUCCAUGGCCUCCUUGUGAUAAGUAGGAGUUUUACAGAUUAUUUCAGCAUUGGACACUGAAUUAGGACAGUCCUCAUCUCAUUGCUUGGCGCUUCAAGCAAUCUAGCUUAUGAGGUGCUGAUUAUUUUAUUUAGUACUGCCAACCUCAAGAGAUUCAAAUGUCUUGCUUUCUGAACCAAGGUAUUCAUUAUGGGUUUUUAUACCCAAGGAGGAUUCUGCAUUCCAGCAUUGUCUGCUUCAUUUAAAAAAUUUUAUGAAAAGCAACAGCUGGAAUGUACUCCCAGUCUUAAAAUAAAUGCCUGAUUUAAAGCAAAUGGGUUAUACUGAAGUAUAUAAAGUUUUAUAUUCUCUCAUAAACGGUAUUAUCUUUAUUUGCUAGAUUUUUUUUUUUUUUUUACUUUUUACGAGGGCUGUAACAGUUGCUGCUAGUAUUUUAUUAGGGUUCCACCAGUACUUAGUUUUCACAUAAUUCUAAUGUAUAGUUUUGAGUCUUACUAGACAAUCUGAAUUCCACUACAUUUCUGUUUGGCUCCAACAUUCCAUUUUAGCUUGACCAGUCUAAUUUAACUUGUGUUUGUUGGAGGUCAUUAAUGUUACUUGUACAUUGCUGUCACUGUGUGACAUCCAUAUGAAUUUUGGUGUAUAUCACAUUGCAUUCAAUCAGCUGUGAUUAUGCUUAGAAAUACUAUAGUAACUAGAUGCAGUGUGAAUUUUUUCCAUUAACAGUAAGUCAGUGGCUUAAAUGUGAUUAUGGUCCUGCAAGGUGAUACUUGCUAAAAUAUCUAAACUUUCUUUGUUGUAACUAAAUCAUUUUUUAUUAAACUUAUAAAGCUGGAAAUGAUCAAAUGCUGUUUUUUUUUUUUCCAUUGUCAACAGUAUUGUGUCAUUUUAUGUAUGUUCCUAAUACUUAUGGAACUCUCUCAAAAUAAAGUUAUUCAAAAAGA
Choloepus didactylus (southern two-toed sloth) is the source of this 5113-nucleotide messenger RNA. It is a transcript of the gene SLC39A10, whose product is annotated as solute carrier family 39 member 10. Gene Ontology annotation, biological process: intracellular zinc ion homeostasis; positive regulation of B cell receptor signaling pathway; zinc ion import across plasma membrane. The record is from RefSeq and is a predicted model, not a curated record. NCBI's taxonomy places the organism in Eukaryota, Metazoa, Chordata, Mammalia, Pilosa, Megalonychidae. Bases 1 to 2487 code for a protein of 828 amino acids. Gene Ontology annotation, cellular component: membrane. Gene Ontology annotation, molecular function: zinc ion transmembrane transporter activity. The transcript is spliced from 9 exons.